UCCGUGUCCUCGUCCCGCCUGCUCGCUAAUCCCACCGCUGAUUGGGCGGUUACUGGCUGGUUAAGUUGGCGGCGAGGUUGGGGGCGCGAUGGCGUCGGAGCCGGUGGCGCGGGCGGUGGCGGAGGAGGUGGUGCGGUGGGGGAGCAUGAAGCAGACGGGGGUCAGCCUGCGCUACAUGAUGGAGUUCGGCUCUUGCCCCACCGAUCGCAACCUGCUCCUCUCCGCGCAGUUCCUGCAAAGGGAGCUCCCCAUCCGCAUCGCGCGCCGCGCGCUCGAGCUCGACUCGCUGCCCUUCGGGCUCUCCAACAAGCCCGCCAUCCUCAAGGUGAGGGAUUGGUACUUGGACUCGUUCCGCGACAUCAGAUACUUCCCUGAAGUGAGGAGUCGGAACGACGAGCUUGCUUUCACACAGAUGAUUAAAAUGGUCAAGGUGCGGCACAAUAAUGUGGUUCCAACAAUUGCUUUGGGAGUGCAGCAACUGAAAAACCAAAUGUGUCGCACAAGGAAGGUUCCCUUUGGAUUCGACGAGAUCAACGAGUUCCUUGAUCGAUUCUACUUGUCAAGGAUUGGCAUCCGCAUGCUGAUAGGGCAGCAUGUGGCUUUGCAUGAUCCUGAACCAGAGCCUGGCGUCAUAGGCCUCAUUAAUACAAGAUUGUCCCCCAUACAGGUGGCUCAAGCUGCCUGCGAAGAUGCCCGUUCUAUUUGUUUAAGGGAAUAUGGAUCAGCGCCUGAUAUUAACAUUUACGGUGAUCCAAAUUUUACAUUUCCAUACGUCGCAUCACACCUACAUCUGAUGUUACUUGAAUUGGUGAAGAACUCGCUUCGUGCAGUGCAAGAACGAUAUAUGAAUUCUGAUAAAGAUGUUCCCCCAGUUAGGAUUAUAGUUGCUGAUGGAGAAGAGGAUGUUACUAUCAAGGUUAGUGAUGAAGGUGGCGGGAUAGCAAGAAGUGGCCUCCCAAGAAUUUUCACAUAUCUGUAUAGCACUGCAAAGAAUCCACCUGAUCUAGAGGGACCUAAUGAAGGAGCAACUAUGGCCGGAUAUGGUUUCGGGCUCCCAAUCAGCCGCCUUUAUGCUCAGUAUUUUGGUGGUGACUUGCAAAUCAUUUCUAUGGAAGGUUAUGGUACAGACGCUUACCUCCACUUGUCACGUCUGGGAGAUUCAGAGGAACCCCUGCCUUGAUGACUUGAUUUAGUCCUGACACGACUCUCUUCCUGUAAUUAGGCUGCCCUUCAUCUUGUAAUAGAAUCCAGUGCUGGUCUGCACGUAUUGUUCUAAUGGGCCAGCCACCUAUAGCUAUAGUUGGUUUCAUCUUUCUGCUCUGCUGCAUUGUGAGCACGAGCACUCCUACUUCCUAUGAUCCCUGUUCCGGGUUUCAGAAAAAUAGUAUACGAUUAUGAUCUCUCAUCCUCCCAGAAAUUAGCAUUACAAAUAGGCUCUUGGAGCGUUACUGAUAAUCGCAAAGUGCAGUUUGUUCUCAGUAGAAGCUAAUUUCAUCACCUGCAUCCCGUGCUGUACAGAGUCUGGAUUCAGCAUUGUGCAGUCUUUUAAGUUGUACUAGUUUCAUCAACAAGCAAUGAACACAUGGAGGUCUCUACAAGGUGUGGUACCAUCUACCUAGACAGACCAAGCUCUGCUCUGAUGCACUGCACCGUGUGAUCAGUCUUUACAUUGAGCCCAGCUCAAGUUCCCGUGAUGGAGAAGCACCGCACUGAUGUAAACAGGGAUGUCUCAGCCUCAACCAACCUCAGUGACAUUUGCGUCAGCAGAUUAAGCUCUCUGGUCUGCUGCACCCGCGGUGUCUGUGUAAAUAUGUAAUGUUAUCAGUCCUAUUCCUGGAGGAAUAAAGUUCGGUUUCCCA
This is a messenger RNA of Panicum hallii, 1859 nucleotides long. RefSeq names its product pyruvate dehydrogenase (acetyl-transferring) kinase, mitochondrial-like. Bases 89 to 1180 code for a protein of 363 amino acids. Lineage: Eukaryota; Viridiplantae; Streptophyta; Magnoliopsida; Poales; Poaceae. Gene Ontology annotation, molecular function: pyruvate dehydrogenase (acetyl-transferring) kinase activity. Gene Ontology annotation, biological process: regulation of glucose metabolic process; protein phosphorylation. Gene Ontology annotation, cellular component: mitochondrion. The transcript is spliced from 6 exons. The record is from RefSeq and is a predicted model, not a curated record.